This is a messenger RNA of Closterium sp. NIES-67, 1419 nucleotides long. The record is from the annotation of a GenBank genome assembly. NCBI's taxonomy places the organism in Eukaryota, Viridiplantae, Streptophyta, Zygnematophyceae, Desmidiales, Closteriaceae.
UCACAGACCAGUCUCACCAGACCAGAUCCUCAUUUCACAUUUCCUGUUAUCACAGGAAGGGAGAUUCCUUCAGACCUGAGACUAGCUUGACCAGGUUCACGAGCACCUUAACAUUCCACAUUCCGUGAGCUGACUGCUAGUCGCCGGAUUCUCCGUUCGUCUACUGUCCGCAUUACCCCCCUGCUACUGCAGCUUGUGCCUGCUAUCUCUCCUUUCACCAUGACAACCGUCGCUGCACGCACCGCUGCCUGCCCAGCUCCCGCGGCAACCCCCAUUUCCCACAGCCGCCAAAGCCGGCCCGCCGCGCGCUGCUCUCUCCGGUUUCCCGGCGCCAAGAGCGGCGCUGAGCAUUCCCUCAGCGCUCAGCUAGCGGCGCCGCUGCGCCAGCAGUCGUGCGCGCAGGCACGGGCUGCCGCGUCAAGGGGUGCGGUGACGGUUGUGGCGAUGGCUGACUCGGCCAAGAAAGUACCGAUUCUGAUCAACGGCGCGCCGGGCAAGAUGGGGCGCGCGGUGGCGCAGGCCGCCAUCUCCGCGGGCGUUCCGAUCGUGCCGUUCGGACUCACGGGGCCGGGGCUGCCCAAGGAGCGGCUGACGUACAACGAUGACGCGUCGCUGUACGUCGACGUGUUCCCCGCCGACGAGCGCGACGCCGUGCUGGCGGAGGCGCGGAAGGAGCACCCGGAUCUGAUCGUCGUGGACUACACGCUGCCCGCAGCUGUUAACAGCAACGCGGAGUGGUACAUCAAGAACAGGGUCCCCUUCGUGAUGGGCACGACGGGCGGUGACCGCGCGAAGCUGGCGGCGGACGUGGAGGCGAGCAAGCUGUGGGCGGUGAUCGCGCCGCAGAUGGGCAAGCAGGUCGUCGCCUUCCUCGCCGCGCUCGAGUCGCUCGCGGAGCAGUGCCCCGGCGCAUAUGCCGGAUACAAGCUCACGGUGGUGGAGUCGCACCAGUCUACUAAGGUGGACACGUCAGGCACGGCCAAGGAGGCCGUCCGGUGCUUCCAGAAGCUCGGAGUCGACUAUGACGUCAGCAAGAUCGAGAUGGUGCGCGACCCGUCGGAGCAGAUGGCGCGCAUGGGCGUGCCGGAGAACUACCUCAACGGCCACGCCUUCCACACCUACCACCUCGACUCGCCCGACAACACUGUGUCGUUUGAGUUCCAGCACAACGUGUGCGGUCGCAGCAUCUAUGCCGAUGGAGCCAUUGAUGCCGUGCUCUUCCUCGCACAAAAGAUCAAGGAGGGAGAUACCAGCAAGACUCUGUUCAACAUGAUCGACGUGCUCAAGGCUGGCAACAUGCGUUGAAACGUUUCAACCUCUUACGGUUUUCACAUGAUAGGCUACACUCUUACGGAUUUUUUCCACUGUUGUGAAUGUUUGUUCCGAAUUUAUAAUAAAAGGAUCACAUGGUUCAGCUGG